Molecule: messenger RNA, 1204 nt
Organism: Toxotes jaculatrix (banded archerfish)
Lineage: Eukaryota; Metazoa; Chordata; Actinopteri; Toxotidae
Gene: atpsckmt
Product: fATP synthase c subunit lysine N-methyltransferase
Exons: 4
Coding region: 152-862 (236 amino acids)
Biological process (GO): regulation of mitochondrial ATP synthesis coupled proton transport; peptidyl-lysine trimethylation; positive regulation of proton-transporting ATP synthase activity, rotational mechanism
Cellular component (GO): mitochondrion
Molecular function (GO): protein-lysine N-methyltransferase activity
Source: RefSeq, a predicted model, not a curated record
CACAGGUCAGAUUUCUGAAUGCACGGACGCUAGGUAGACAGGACUUUUACCGUUUAGUGGCUAAUUCUUUGGUUUGUUAAAAUUUGUUUAUCGCAUUUACCGGAACGUGAUGAAAAGCUGCGGUUUAUUUGAAUAGAUUGUAAUUUUAUUUAUGAAAACCAGCGUGAUGUCACAGGAAGAGCUUUUUGUGGACUCAGCCCGGGCGGGUCAGUGUCAGAGCGAUGCCAAGGGAGGCAGGAGCAGGAGUCGGCUGGGUCUCAUCGUCACGGGGGCGGUGGGAGGGUCGCUAGUUGCCCUGUACGCAGUGGCAGCCCCGUUUGUUGCGCCUGCCCUCAGAAAAAUCUGCCUCCCGUUUGUCCCAGCGACCACAGCCCAGGUGGAGAAUGUCCUCAAGGUGCUACGGGCCAGAUCAGGGACCCUGGUGGACAUUGGGAGUGGAGAUGGAAGGAUAGUGAUAGCAGCAGCCAAGCAUGGGUUUCAGGCCUCAGGCUUUGAGCUGAACCCCUGGCUGGUGUGGUAUUCUCGCUACAGGGCCUGGAGGGAGGGAGUCCGCUCCUCCACCUCCUUCCACAUCUCUGACUUGUGGAAGGUCAGUUUUGCUCAGUACUCCAAUGUUGUCAUUUUCGGAGUCCCUCAGAUGAUGGACCAGCUGGAACUGAAGCUGGCAAGGGAGCUGCCGAGUACAGCCAAGGUGGUGGCCUGCCGCUUCCCCUUCCCUACCUGGGUCCCGGAACAUACUGCUGGGGAGGGGAUAGACACUGUGUGGGUCUAUGAUGCCAAUACAUUCAAAUCACAACCACAACAAGGAAUGACAAAAAAGACAAUACCAGAACAAGAGAACACGUCAGAUUUACACACAUAAGGGCAAACACUCAGAUUGUGUUGAUAAGUUGUCAUGGCACAUUGUGAUGGUUUGAGGAAUUGUGUGUCAUGUUUAAUGCUCAACAUUUGACCAGAGAUCAAAGAGAAUGCAAAUGGUGAUGACUUGAGAAAGUUCCUGACUGGUUAAAGUGGUUCUGGCCAUCAGUGAUUGCACUGCAUAACUUGAUUAUGUCAAGGAAGCUGCAUUGUUCAUACUGUGUAUGAAAUCGUUUAAUCUUUUCUAGACAGACGAAGGUAUCAUCAAGAGGCUGGUAAAUGUAACAAGCCUGUCUGACGGAAGAUUGUGGUACCACACAGUAAACUCCUGCUCUGUGCCCUAUUU